AUGAUAAAUCUCUACAAGAUUCCUUUAAAUCAAAGGAGGCGUAGCGGUGGGCUUCCAAGAACAAAUUACAGUUGCAGAAAAUUAGUGAUUCCAAUACUAAACGUGAUGAGUGAGAGGACGCGGAUUACCUAUUCACGUAGAGCUGUGUCUAAGAACAGUGAGAUCAAGAAAGAUGAACAAACAGUCAUAGAAAAGGAAGAUGACACUGAAAGCACAUUGGAGAUAGAGCGAAUCAGAGGUGACCCUAGUAUGCUCCAAUCCAUGACAGUGAAAGAACUCAAGGAACUCACAAGGAGGAUGGGAGUUGCUGCGAGAGGUAACAAGAAAGAUUUGGUAUCAGCUCUGAUGGAAUCUCUGGGUGAGGAAGUAAUUGGUAAAGAGGGAGCAUCAACCAUUGAGCAGAUUGGCCCAUCAGAAGUACCUUCAAAAAGAAAAGGUGCCGCUUCAGUAGUGGUUGAACAAAAGCUAGAAACUUCUGAAGUUAUUUCCGCAACUCCUAGCAAGAGAAGUAGAACCAAGCAGAAAUCAAUUAAGGGCACCACUCCGGAGGAGAACCCUGUGACUACUGUCAAGAUAAAUAAAACAUCACACAAGAAGGAAACAGUUGUUGCCAAUGGUGCUAUUGCAAAGGCGGGGUUGGGUCUUAAUGUGGAUGGUGCAGAGCCUUGGACUGUACUUGUACACAAGAAGCCACAGGCUGAGUGGAUUCCAUACAAUCCUAAGGUCAUGAGGCCUCCACCCCUUAGCAAGGAUACAAGGGCGCUAAAGAUUCUAUCAUGGAAUGUCAAUGGACUGAAAGCUCUAGAGAAAGAUGUUGACGUCAUCAAGGAAAGUCUACUUGAAGGGUAUACCAAUAGUUUCUGGACAUGUAGUGUGUCAAAGCUUGGCUAUUCAGGGACUGCCAUAAUUUCACGGGUGAAACCACUUUCUAUCAAGUAUGGGCUUGGUGUACCAGACCAUGAUACAGAAGGGAGGAUUGUGACGGUGGAAUUUGAUGAUUUUUACUUGCUAACCGCUUAUGUGCCGAAUUCCGGUGAUGGUCUCAAAAGAUUGACUUACAGAGUCACAGAGUGGGAUCCAUGCCUUGGUAACUACAUGAAAGGUUGGUGUGUUGUCCUGUACAUUUGCACAUACCAAAUCUUAGUAAUAGCUAUAAAGUGCUUUGCUAGAACUUUGGAGGAAUUGGAAAAAUCGAAACCUGUCAUACUAACUGGUGAUCUUAACUGUGCGCAUCAGGAGAUUGAUAUACAUGAUCCUGCUGGAAAUAGUAGAAGUGCCGGCUUCACAAAAGAAGAAAGGAAAUCGUUCGAGACUAAUUUUCUGUCCAAAGGGUUCGUGGAUACGUUUCGGAAACAGCACCCUGAUGUUGUUGGAUAUAGCUACUGGGGUUAUAGGCAUAAUUGCCGGAAGACUAAUAGAGUUGACAAAUUUUGCUACAUGUUUGAUCAUCCCAAUGAGCCUCACUUGUUUCGUCAUGUGGGAGGAAAGUAUGCUCAUGGUUUUAACAUGUCGUCUUUGUCUGUUGGCGGAUGCGCAGGUUGGCGCCUGGAUUACUUCCUCGUGUCGGAGUCCAUCGCAGAAAGAGUCCACGACUCAUACAUCCUCCCAGACGUUUCUGCCAGUGACCACAGCCCACUCGGCCUCAUACUGAAGCUCUAG
Messenger RNA from Triticum turgidum subsp. durum (durum wheat), 1659 nucleotides. The record is from the annotation of a GenBank genome assembly. Lineage: Eukaryota; Viridiplantae; Streptophyta; Magnoliopsida; Poales; Poaceae.